Messenger RNA from Zasmidium cellare ATCC 36951, 1845 nucleotides. RefSeq lists its product as uncharacterized. Lineage: Eukaryota; Fungi; Ascomycota; Dothideomycetes; Mycosphaerellales; Mycosphaerellaceae. Gene Ontology annotation, cellular component: membrane. Gene Ontology annotation, biological process: intracellular manganese ion homeostasis; iron ion transport. Gene Ontology annotation, molecular function: manganese ion transmembrane transporter activity; cadmium ion transmembrane transporter activity. The transcript has 2 exons. The record is from RefSeq and is a predicted model, not a curated record. Bases 1 to 1845 code for a protein of 614 amino acids.
AUGAACUGCCCUUCGCGGACAGACCCCGAGGUCCCAGACGACUUCAAUCAAAACCCCAACCCAUUGGCCGCCGACACCACCACCAGAAGUGACCUGGGCAAGGUCGCCAGCGCCCGCGUCCAGCACGACCACAAGGUCGACAAACAAGACGGACCCAACGUCGAGCUACGCCAAAUCGGCGGCCCCAGCGACACAGACGGAGCCCGUCGCCGCAACUUCUCGAGCGAUGGACCCAGGGACAACGAUUCCUCCAUCGCUCGCCCGCGGUUUGGAGACCGGAUGUUUGGGCGCAUCAAGCUGCUCAACAAAUCCGCCCCGGCGAGACGCACCAUGCACGGCACCAUCGAAGAAGAUGACCUGUCGCCCUCUCGCCCGCCUCCAAGCCACGCCCCGCUGCCACCCCGCUGGCAGCAACCCUUCCUCCGCCUCAGACGCGCCGUCUGGAAAUACAUUCGCUUCAUCGGGCCUGGCUUCAUGAUUGCCGUCGCCUACAUCGAUCCGGGAAACUACGCCACCGAUGCCGCUGCUGGAGCCUCGUACCGCUUCCGUCUGCUCUUCAUGGUCCUGCUGUCCAACAUCUUUGCCAUCUUUCUGCAGUCGCUAUGCAUCAAGAUGAGCACCGUCACGGGACUGAACUUGGCGGAGAUGAACAAGGCGCACUGUCCCCGCUGGUUGAACUACGUCUUGUACUUCUUCGGCGAGGCCGCCGUGAUUGCUACGGAUAUUGCUGAGGUUAUCGGCUUUGCCAUUGCGUUGACGUUGUUGGCGCCCAAGCUUCCUAUCGUUGCGGGCUGUGCCAUUUCGAUUGUGGAUGUCAUGUUCAUCCUCAUCUUUUAUCGACCGGAUGGGUCGAUGAAGGCGUUGAGGUUGUUUGAGUGUUUCGUUAUGAUGCUGGUGCUAGGCGUGGCGAUUUGCUUCUGUUAUCAGUUAACUUUGAUCAAGAACGCCACUGUUGGGGAGGUCUUCAAAGGAUACCUUCCUUCCAACGCAAUCGUCGAGAGCCCAGGUCUGUACCAAGCAUGCGGUAUCCUAGGGGCCACCGUCAUGCCGCACUCACUGUAUCUUGGCAGUGCUCUGAACCAGCCUCGCCUCAUGCACUACGACAUCAAGCACGGCAACUACCACCAACCAGAAGACGACGACGAUUCGGUAGUCCACGACAAAUACCGUCCAUCCCUCCAAGCCAUCCGAUCCUGCAUGAACACAUCCAUCAUCGAACUAGGCGUCUCUCUCUUCACAUUCGCCCUCUUCAUCAACAGCGCCAUCUUGAUCGUCUGCGGAGCCUCCCUGUAUUCUGUCGACGGCGCCGCCGACGCAGACCUCUUCGGCAUCUACGACCUCCUCCGCGAACAACUCAGCCAUGGCGCCGCAACCGUCUUUGCCGUCGCCCUGCUCCUGUCAGGCUGCUCCGCCGGAAUCGUCUGCACCAUGGCCGGCCAAAUGAUCAGCGAGGGCCAACUAAACUGGAAGCUCAAACCCUGGAUCACUCGUCUCCUCACACGAUCCAUCUCCAUCGUGCCCGCCAUCAUCGUCGCCGGCACGAUCGGCAAGCAAGGCCUGUCACAAGCCCUCGUGGGCUCCCAGGUCGCGCUGAGCGUUAUCCUGCCCUUCGUCUCCGCGCCUCUGAUCUACUACACCAGCCGCAACAAGUACAUGACUGUAGUAACCUCGGCGAGCAACAUCCGCAUGGGCGACCUAGAUGAUUACGAUCAGCAAGGCGGGACGCAUUCUAUUGUAAAGAUGAAGAACCACUGGGUCACAUCGGGUUUUGGAUUCGUGAUUUGGCUGUUGAUUGUGGUCAUGAAUGUGGCGAAUAUUGUUUUGACUGGAUUGGGCAAGAACUGA